Molecule: messenger RNA, 947 nt
Organism: Symbiodinium sp. CCMP2456
Lineage: Eukaryota; Dinophyceae; Suessiales; Symbiodiniaceae
Source: the annotation of a GenBank genome assembly
AUGCAGAAUCAGCUAGAGCGCACCGAAAAUGAAUGUCAUGACGAAAGGUCGUCGGCGACACAACUCCGUGCACAUCUCGAAGCCGCUGUACGCAUACACACCGCUGAAAACAGACAGCAUGAGCACGUUCGCACCGAGCUUCGAACAGCCUUCGAUGACAACAGAACCCAACUUAUUGAAUACUUGGGUCAUGAGUUUGAGGAAAAGCUUCAGUGGGAAGAAAACGAGUGUAACUUCAGGCUAACUUCUGAGGAGCAGCAGUAUGACAGCUUGAUUGUCGAUCUUGAGGAUCGGAAUGCGGAGCUUAUUGCUGAGGUCAACUCUCUAAGGUUCAACAUUGGUGAGCCUCAAGAGCCCAAGGCCCCCGGUGUGGAAUUGUCUGCUGCUGAACUUAGUGAGCUAAGGGAACCGGCUAACGCCAAAGAGCCCAAGGAGACAGCUGAGAUCCUCGUAGAAGCUCUUAAGUCAGCGAUUCAGAAGCCUGGAGACGAUGAUAAGCCCAAGGCUAAAGAAGCCGAAACGGUCAAACUGCCCGACUUCCCCAAUCCCGAGACUUACAGAAGCUGGAAAAUCACGGUUAGGGAAGCCGUCAGGGCUGCAUCCGAUAGACCUGACGAAGCAUUCAAAUGGGUUCAAGAAGUCUACACGAAGGAGGCCGAUCUAGACAAGCUCAGGGAAACAGGCAAAUUCCUCACGCUAGACACCAAAAUACUCUCGUCCCUUUCGCGAGACCUCCUCAAAGUGCAGUUGAGCGGGGAUGACCUAGCUACCUUCAUCCACAAUUGGGAGUCGGUGAUAGCAGGACUUAAUCAUCAACCCGAGGAAACCACUCUGAGAGACAUCCUACUUCGACAGCUUCGCUGCUCCGGCAAACUCAAGUUUGAUCUGGAAGUCUAUGAUCAUGCAAAGGAAGGCACCGAGAAGCGUACUUAUGAGUAUCUGGUAAC